Messenger RNA from Xiphophorus maculatus (southern platyfish), 1210 nucleotides. RefSeq names its product alcohol dehydrogenase [NADP(+)] A-like (gene akr1a1a). Gene Ontology annotation, molecular function: aldose reductase (NADPH) activity. Bases 165 to 1139 code for a protein of 324 amino acids. The record is from RefSeq and is a predicted model, not a curated record. The transcript has 9 exons. NCBI's taxonomy places the organism in Eukaryota, Metazoa, Chordata, Actinopteri, Cyprinodontiformes, Poeciliidae. Gene Ontology annotation, cellular component: cytosol. Gene Ontology annotation, biological process: aldehyde catabolic process.
AGCUGUGUCAGCUAUUUCUAGUGGUAAGGCUGGGUUCACAGAAGGUUUAUGAAUCCUCUGAGAAGAUCUACUUUGAGGGUAGAGCGAGCUCGAAGCAGCAAGUAGGAGUUAAGAGGAGCCCUCACACACUCGUUUGUCCUCCGUUUGGUCCUUGGCACUGAAACAUGAGCACUUUUGUGACUCUCUCAUCAGGGCAGAGGAUGCCUCUGGUUGGCCUCGGCACGUGGAAGAGUGCUCCAGGUCAGGUGAAGCAGGCGGUGCUGGCAGCUUUAGACUGUGGCUACAGACAUAUUGACUGUGCGGCUGUGUAUGGCAACGAACAGGAGGUUGGAGAUGCUUUGGCUCUUCGGGUGGGUCCAGGGAAGGCUCUGCCGCGUGACGAGGUGUUUCUGACUUCCAAACUCUGGAACACCAAACAUGAUCCCGAGGAUGUUGAAGAGGCAUGCAGGUCCAGUCUGACCCACCUGGGUCUCUCCUACCUGGAUCUCUACCUCAUGCACUGGCCCAUGGCCUUUAAGAGAGGGAAGGAGCUAAUGCCUCGACAAGACGAUGGGAGUAUCUGGUACUCUGACACUCACUACAGAGAUACUUGGAAGGCCAUGGAGAACCUUGUAGAUAAAGGUCUGGUCAAGGCUAUAGGGCUGUCCAACUUCAACGCAAGGCAGGUAGAUGACAUCAUCACCAUUGCCAGGCACAAACCUGUGGUGAACCAGGUGGAGUGCCACCCUUAUCUGUCUCAAGCAGACCUCCUGUCACACUGUCGGUCUUUAGCGGUUUGUGUGACAGCCUACAGUCCUCUGGGCAGCGGAGACAGACCCUGGGCUUCUCCUGAUGAGCCUAGUCUGCUGGCAGAUCAGGAACUUGGCGCCAUCGCUGAGAGGUACCAGAAAUCUCCUGCUCAGGUGAUACUCAGGUGGAACAUCCAGAGGGGGGUGGUGUGUAUCCCCAAAAGUGUGACGGCCUCCAGGAUCCAGGAGAAUUUAAGGGUGUUUGAUUUUUCCUUGUGUCCAGCAGACAUGAAACUGAUUGACUCCUUUAACUGCAACACACGUUUUAUCAUCCCAACAGUGGAGAAGAACGGCAAGAAAGUGUGGAGGGAUGGAGAACAUCCUCAUUUUCCCUUCCAUGAUCCUUACUGAGCCUUCAAGAAACACAUUCAAGGUGAUUCUCAAAUAGAUGACAUGGAAAAAUAAAUUAAACUGAACCUCAA